Messenger RNA from Aureobasidium vineae, 1407 nucleotides. Lineage: Eukaryota; Fungi; Ascomycota; Dothideomycetes; Dothideales; Saccotheciaceae. The record is from the annotation of a GenBank genome assembly.
AUGUCAUCUUCAGCAGGACGUAGGACGAAGCCAGCUCAUGUCCUUGACUUCUUUCACGACAAAAACGAUGACUCUGCAUUGACAGUUCUCGCCAAUGGAGUACGAUUCCAUGCCUUUGUCGACUUCAAGAGGAUGAGGAAUGCUGCAGAGGCAAACGACAGAGCUGUAGAGGAAUACUCGAAACUCGUCAAGAUGGUAAAAAAUGGCGUACACCAAGAGCAGCCGAAAGAACCCCGUCACGCAUCACAGAAACCCGAGGCAGGCCAUGGAGAUGAAGCAUUAUACUGUGUAUGUCGUGGACCUGACCGAGGUUUCAUGAUUGGCUGCGACAGCUGUGACGAAUGGUUCCAUGGCGACUGCGUGGGUGUUUCCCAUGAAGAAGGAGCUUCACUUGAUGAGUACACAUGCCCAGAGUGUCAAAAGGGUGUCAGGAGUCCUACUGGAGACAGUGGCGUUGUGCUCGAAGACAACGAUAAAGCUGAGAACGAUUCAGAAGAGAAACUUCAGGCCUGGAUACUCUCGCACUUGGAAGCCGAGAUCGACAAGUAUGCCCCAUCAAGGGGUGAGAUGCAAACGAUCAACGUACACGAUUGGUACCAUCCUUCAACACACUUCUACGCCCUUCAAUACAAAGAUGGAAAGAUCAUACCAAAAGAGUUGGAAGAAACACCUGCCCUUCGAUUCAAGAUGAACAACCUCCUGCCAACCGUCACAUUACCAAAAUACAUCUUGAACCUCGACAUUCCUCGAUUCCAAGCGUCAGACUUGGAAAUCGUUGAAAACGUCGGUCCCUUACCUACCCUAGUCCGCCACAACGAUAAUCUUUACUUCCUCAAGGUCGUCGACCCUACCCAACCCGCACCAACGAAACGCGAGCUUAAGAUCAUGAAAGAUAUCGAGAAGGCCGACUUACACAAGGAGAUACGUGUACCCCAAGUCCAGGGGCUGGUGUUCUUCCCAAACUCCAAUACCGACAUCAUGGGAUUCCUUCAAACACACAUCGAAGACGCCGAGCCACUGACUCACCUCCUCGACUCAGACGUUCCUCAGGCGAAACGCGAUCGUUGGGCGUCAGAGUCUGAAAGAAUGAUCAAGCUUCUGCACAAUCACAAUAUCGUAUGGGGUGACGCCAAAGCCGACAACUUCAUGGUCGACAAGGACGAUAAGCUGUGGAUCAUCGACUUUGGAGGCAGUUACACAGAAGGAUGGAUAGAUCCCGAGCUGAACGAGACGGUGGAGGGUGAUGACAUGGGAACGAGGAAGAUUGUGAACGCAUUGCACGAUCCAGACGCAAACACUUUUGACCUUGACGACACUAUAGCCGCUGAGGAGAACAAUGUUAAACGCAAGCACUGUGAGACAGAAGAGGAAGAGGGGCAUGCUGAUAAGAAAGCAAGAGUUGAAUGA